Molecule: messenger RNA, 369 nt
Organism: Halteromyces radiatus
Lineage: Eukaryota; Fungi; Mucoromycota; Mucoromycetes; Mucorales; Cunninghamellaceae
Exons: 3
Coding region: 1-369 (122 amino acids)
Source: RefSeq, a predicted model, not a curated record
AUGAGUGAAAGGUUGUACCAAAAUAUUCUGUCUGAGGUAAUGGUCGAUCUUCUAAAUUCUCAUUGUUCAAAAAAGUUCAUCCUCAAAUUUUUUUUGAUGUUAACUACUGGAUUGGCCUUGAUGAUAUCCUCUAGUGUAUUUGCUUGUGAUGAUGCCUGUAUGUCUACUGGUGAAAGUUUUGGCAAGUGUAAUUAUAGGUGUCUCGAUGCUUGUUACACUCCUGCUUUUCAUCAUCGUAAUGAAUUUUUGGCUGGUCUUCAAGUCAGAGGUUACAACUGCGUAUCAACUGGUUAUGAUACUCUUUCUUGCGACUCCAAUGGAAUGGGUGGAUGUUAUGGACACAAGUGGACCUGUGGCAGAAACUGUUAA